Molecule: messenger RNA, 1806 nt
Organism: Entamoeba nuttalli P19
Lineage: Eukaryota; Evosea; Mastigamoebida; Endamoebidae
Exons: 1
Coding region: 1-1806 (601 amino acids)
Biological process (GO): cellular response to unfolded protein; protein refolding
Cellular component (GO): cytoplasm; mitochondrion
Molecular function (GO): ATP binding; misfolded protein binding; heat shock protein binding
Source: RefSeq, a predicted model, not a curated record
AUGACUUUGAUUGUUGGUAUUGACAUAGGAUGGUAUACCAUUAAAGCAUGUUACUAUAACCCAUUAACAAAGUCUAUUGAUACCAUUAAUUUUAUAAAUAAAGCAGAAUGCUUAAUGAAUUUCAAAUGGAGACAAGGUUUAGUUUUAACAAAUGAUAAUUUUUCAAUAAAAAAUAUUAUUACUCCAAAAGAAGUGAUGGGAAAAACGUUAGAUCAAAUUCAAGAAAAAGAGAUUUUUGAUGUAAAAGUUGACACAGAGAACAAACAAUUUAAUUUUUUUAUUAAAAAAGAUAGAACGACUUAUCACUUUAUUGGACUAACAGAAGUAAUAGGACAAUGUCUUAAAGAAGUAUAUUGUCUCCUUGAACAGUCUAACAUACCCAUUGAUAGUCAAUCAAUAUUUGUGGUUUCUAUUCCACAUGAAGCAAAUGAAAUAUAUAAAGAACAAAUGACAAAAAUCAUUGAAUACUUCAAAGAAGAAAAAAAAGUUCAAAAUGUUUUUAUAAAAGAUGAAAUGCAAGCAGCAGCGUUAUCUAAUCCUCUUGAUGAAAGUGAUGACAGUGAUAAACUAAUAAUGGUUAUUGACUAUGCUAAACAAAAAGUGAAUGUUUGUCUAAUUCAAGUAACAAAAACUGAAGAAAAAAUUAUAGGGUUUAAAAGAAGUGAAACAAUUAGUGGAAAAAGCAUAGAUGAUAAAAUUAUUAAGAGAGUUAAAGAGAAGGUUAAAAAUGAUUUUCAAUUAAAAGAAUAUAAAGAUAAACUUGAAAAGAAAUCAAUAAUAUGGAAACUUGAAAAUCGUCUAUACCCAUACACUUUUAUUAAAGGUUAUUUAACAAUUCCAUUAACAGGUAUUAUUUGUACAUCUACAGAAGCUAAUAACUUAUUAUCAACUACUUUUGAAAUUUCAGAAGAAGAAUUUGAUGAAAUGAUUAAAGAUGAUAUUAAACAAAUUCAACAAAUGAUACAAGAGUUAUGCCAAUCAUGUAACAUAGAUAAAUCUAAAAUUAAUAACGUUUUAUGUAUUGGAGGAUAUUCUCAUUUAAAAUCAUUUAAAAGUAUGAUAAACCAAUUGUUCGAAAUGUCUCAAUUAGAAUUAAAUAAUUCAUUUGAUAAUAAACAUGCAAUUGCCUAUGGACUUAUUAUGACUCAAUUAAAACACAUGAAAAAAAUAUUAACAAACGUACCGUUUUCUAUUGGAAUUGAAGGAAUAUUUGGCAACAUCAUAUUUUUAGUAGAAAAAGGAGAUGAUUUACCACAUCAAAAAAAAUUAAUAGUAAAUGUAAGAGAAAGGAAAACUAUAAUUCCUUUAUAUUUUGGAGAGUUUGUAGUAGUUAAUGAAUCUAAGAAAGUAAAUGAUUUGAUUUUAGAACUUCCAUCUAAAAUUAAAUUACCUGCAACAAUUCAAUUAUAUUGUUAUUUGUAUAAAGAUGGUCAAUUAAAAAUAGAAUGGAACCAAUCACAAGAAGAAGCUAAAAAAACUAUUUUAGAUAUUAGUCUUCUUAGUAUAAAUGAAGAAAAAUUAUCUAAUGAAGAAGAAACUCUUUGUAUUAAAAGAAAUGAAAUUCGUGUUAAAUUAAAAUUAAAACAAAUAUACGAUGAAAUGAAAAAUACUAUUGAAUGUUCUGAGGUUAAAGAAAAAUAUGACCCACUUCCAAUUUUUGAUUUUAAUGCUAAAAUCAAGGAAAUAGAAAAUGUUCUGAUUAAAAUUUGGGAAAUUUUCUGUAAGGUUUGUGUAAAUAAGGAGAAAAUAAACCACAUAAAAAAUGAAAUGAAAUCUUAUAACAUAAUCAUGAAGAAAGAGGAGUAA